AUGAGUUCGGGUACAGUCUAUCUGUUCUCUUGUAAAGCGUGCGUGGACGAAUACGUUGGCGAAACGGGUAGACCACUCUGCGUACGUAUAAAAGAGCACCUAGUCGGCAAACGUAAGCUAAGUACUCCACUAGAUACCGAAAAUCGAAUUGAGUCGAAUGGACUCCUCGACAACGUCGGGAAAGAGCGAGUCGAAUUCGUUGGAUUAUCUAAUGCUAAUGAUGACUUUAAGGUCGACAUGAAUGCGUUUGAUCGUUUUUGGCGUUACCACUACAAGAAAAACGAUACAACUGAUAGCGCAACUGCACUUGGAAGCAGUCAAUCUGAACGGAAGGACGGCGGUCGGAAUCGCCACCAUGGUCAUCCAGCGACCAUCGACAGAGUCGUCAUGUACUACACAAGUGGUCGUCGACCCUCAGUAACUCCUUCGCUCUCCCUACUCUCGCACUCGAGUGAACCGCCAACAGAGCGCUCUCAUCAGUCCAACGCCGCUGCACAUCUGUUUGUUCAGCGUGAAAAGUGCAUGAUGGCAGUUCAACAGGAUCCGUUGACAUCAGAACCUAUCAGAAACAUUGCGAAGUCGCAUGUUAAAAUGUCAACAUAUUGCAUGAGCGAAACUAGUAGCAAUUCUGAUGAGCUCAUUGGAAACGGACACUUUUUCCGCCUUUCCGAAAUUUCCGGAAGUGAGCCUCCUGUUCUUCACCCGCCAGCGUUUUCUCGGGCAACAAGUGAACUACUAAAGGAUAAGUCGACUUCAACGGCCGAUCUCGAUCCUUCUUUCAUGGAUAUUAGCAAUGGUGAUAGGCGUGGACUAGAAAACACUCAUAAUAGGGCGGUGCGAGAUAAAUCGGCGGUCAUGUCGCCAUUACUGGAUUACAUCGAAGCUAGCUCUAAGAAAGAAAUGCGGGAUCAGAUGACAUCGAUGUCGUCGUCCUUCCUUUCCUCAUCAUCUCUUCCAGUUGUCGUUCUCGAAGAUACUCCGGAAAUAGAUGCCUCGCUACCAGACUUCAAGGACCAGUUAACUGAUCUGGAAUCGUCAUCCAUGGAGGAUUUGCUAGCCAUUGAUACUCGUCCAAGUUCAUCUAAUAGAAAAUCGGUAACAUUUGCAGACACGAUAAAUUUCGAAGUCGUUGCUCAGGAGUAUCGCAUGAGAAGUCCUUCACCCGAUAAUCAGCACAUUACAGUGAAGCCGAUAUUAAAGAAAGAGGACAAGCAGAGAGAAAGCAUGCGACGUUUGUUGGACUACGUUGCUGAACGGCUCUACAAGGAUCUUCUUAUGCUCGUCGAAGAGCGCGAUCGAUCCAUACAUGCUCUAAAACUCACCUCAAGUGACCAGGAUGCCGAUGUCUUCUCGGUGAAUUCAACGAUCUUCCAACAGGUAUGGUCAAAGUUAAAAGACAUGACACUCGACGGUGCAGCAGCGCAGUUUGUUAAUGGCGUUCGUCAUAGCUCGGAGUUGACCCUAAACGUAAAACGACGACUACUCGGCAAACGAGAAUCGCACCCAGUGACGAGUCGUAAAUCUCGCAGUGAAUUCGAGAUGGCUUGCGAUUUUUCUCGUCGAUUGUCGCAAAUCCGUGAACAAAUGAUGCGACGGGAUUCGGAAUCGUUCGAGGACAGUCGUUCCAUGGAAGAGUUGAUGUGCUCUAUAUCGAAAAUUAUGAGCGGACUAUAG
Messenger RNA from Angiostrongylus costaricensis, 1674 nucleotides. Lineage: Eukaryota; Metazoa; Nematoda; Chromadorea; Rhabditida; Metastrongylidae. The record is from the annotation of a GenBank genome assembly.